AAGAAAAAUCCAAAUUUCUCCUUCGAAGAUAAAAAGAAGAAGAAGAAGAAAAAAUUCUAGAAGAGGGAGAAAAGUUGGGUUUCUAUUGUUUGUGUUUCUUUCUAUUGUUUGUGUUUCUUUCAGUGGUUGAAUUAUAGGAAAUCGAAGCAAAAAUUUCGUCCCCCCCCUUUUCGAAUCUAGGAAGGGAGAAAACAAAAAUAGCUAACUCAUGAUGCGAUCUUUGAUUUGAUUUUCGGAGUGUGGUUGAAUCUAGGCCUUUAGCUUUUCCAUUUUCCUGAUUCAUUAUUAGAUAGUGAGAAUUACAGGCUGAGACAAACCCAAAAAAGGAAAGACUAAAUAAAGCAACAGACAGAAAUGGACGGAGGUGAUGAGGAGGUAACAGCUCCGGCAGGACCGCCACAACCGUUGGAUUGGAAAUUCUCUCAGGUUUUUGGUGAAAGAAUCGCUGGAGAAGAAGUUCAAGAAGUUGAUAUUAUUUCUGCCAUUGAAUUUGAUAAAACUGGGGAUCAUCUUGCCACUGGUGACCGUGGGGGUCGUGUUGUUCUCUUCGAGAGGACAGACGCAAAGGAUCAUGGUGUAUCAAGAAGGGAUCUGGAGAGAAUGGAUUAUCCAAUUAGUCGGCACCCUGAGUUUCGUUACAAGACGGAGUUCCAGAGCCAUGAGCCCGAGUUUGACUAUCUCAAGAGCUUGGAAAUAGAGGAAAAAAUCAAUAAAAUCAGAUGGUGUCAAACAGCCAAUAGUGCCCUUUUUCUCCUUUCCACCAAUGAUAAAACCAUCAAGUUUUGGAAGGUACAAGAAAAGAAAGUCAAGAAAAUUUCUGACAUGAAUUUGGAUCCAUCAAAAGCUGUGGGAAAUGGCAGCGUUGCUAGUUCAAGUAUCCCUAAACCUUGUCUUGUGAAUGGAAGCUCCUUUGAUGGAUCCUACAACAAUUUGAGCAACGAUUUCGUUUUCCCACCUAGAGGCCUUCCAUCUUUGCGUUUACCUGUGGUAGUAACAAGUCAGGAGACCAACCUAGUGGCCAGAUGUCGAAGGGUAUAUGGCCAUGCUCAUGAUUAUCACAUCAAUUCUAUUUCAAAUAACAGCGAUGGCGAAACUUUUAUAUCAGCUGAUGAUCUACGUAUAAAUCUUUGGAACUUGGAAAUUAGCAGUCAAAGUUUCAAUAUUGUUGAUGUAAAGCCUGCAAACAUGGAAGAUCUAACUGAGGUUAUAACAUCAGCUGAGUUUCACCCUACCCACUGUAAUAUGUUAGCUUAUAGUAGUUCAAAGGGUUUAAUUCGCCUCAUUGAUUUGCGGCAAUCAGCUUUGUGUGAUUCUCACACCAAAUUGUUUGAAGAACCAGAGGCACCUGGUUCUAGAUCAUUUUUUACAGAGAUAAUUGCUUCAAUCUCAGAUAUCAAAUUUUCAAAGGAUGGGAGAUAUAUUCUUAGCCGUGAUUACAUGACUCUUAAGUUGUGGGACAUCAAUAUGGAUACAGGUCCAGUUGCAACAUUUCAGGUUCAUGAAUAUUUACGACCUAAGCUGUGUGAUUUGUAUGAAAAUGAUUCAAUUUUUGAUAAAUUUGAAUGUUGCCCAAGUGGUGACGGAUUGCGAGUGGCAACAGGUUCCUACAGCAAUUUAUUCCGUGUAUUUGGUUGUGCCCCUGGAAGCACCGAGUCGACAACUUUAGAAGCCAACAAAAAUCCAAUGAGGAGACAAGUUCAGACUCCCUCAAGGCCUUCCAGACCCCUAAGCAGUAUAACACGUGUUGUCAGAAGAGGAUCAGAGACUCCCGGAGUUGACGCGAAUGGAAGUUCGUAUGAUUUCACAACAAAGCUGCUGCACCUAGCAUGGAACCCGGUUGAAAAAAACUUGAUUGCCUGUGCUGCUGCAAACAGCUUAUACAUGUACUAUGCAUAAAGCUGAUCCAACAAGUGUGUAUUCACUUGGUUUAACAUUUUUUUGGUUGUUGAUGGUCCCGUUCCCUCCAAGCAGCGAAUUAAAGGAUAAAACGAGUCUCACACACUCCCAGUGUAUCCGUAGCACACGGUGUAGUCUCGAGAUCAUGGAAUGGCUGUCACAGAUCCAUGAGGAUGCAAACCUAUCAUCGUUCCCAAUUGUGCGCAGCUUAAUUCUCGUAAGCUUGAGUCUCGCUCCCUUGGCCUGUUUGUGGUUUUGUUUUUACUUGCUUGAUCUUCUUUUAAAACAGAAGGUGGAGUAAUGAAUGUUUUUUAGAUUUUGUGUUGGGGUUGAAGUUUAGCAGCAAAUGUGAUUGUAGCUCUCCUACAAGAAAACUAAAGGGAUGUUCAUUCUAUAUUUACCACUUAGGUUUAAGGUGGGAAGGAG
Molecule: messenger RNA, 2322 nt
Organism: Hibiscus syriacus
Lineage: Eukaryota; Viridiplantae; Streptophyta; Magnoliopsida; Malvales; Malvaceae
Product: serine/threonine protein phosphatase 2A 55 kDa regulatory subunit B beta isoform-like
Exons: 14
Coding region: 355-1896 (513 amino acids)
Biological process (GO): peptidyl-serine dephosphorylation
Cellular component (GO): cytosol; protein phosphatase type 2A complex
Molecular function (GO): protein phosphatase regulator activity; protein binding
Source: RefSeq, a predicted model, not a curated record